AACUAAAAUUGAUUUAUGACAAAUAUCAAUUCUGUAAAAAUGAAAAUAUUUGUCAAUGCUGUUCAAAUGAUAAAUGUGAAUCAGAACAACUAUCGGUAGAUUCAAAAUGCGUAUAUGAAGAUAAAUCACUGGUAGAUUCAAAAUGUCCGUGUGCAAAUAAAUCUAAUGAAGGUUCAAUAUGUUCAUGUGAAGAGAAAUCGAAUGUGGAUUCAAAAUGUUCAAGUGAAAACAAACUGCUGAUAGAUUUAAAAAUCCCAGACGAAGACAAUUCACGGGCAGAUUCAAAAUGUCUGUGUGCAAAUAAAUCAAAUGAAGGUUCAAUAUGUUCAUGUGAAGAGAAAUCGAAUGUAGAUUCAAAAUGUUCGUGUGCAGACAAAUUACUGUUAGAGAACUCAGUAGAACUUGCCUGUGAAGGUCAAAUCUAUGGAAACGUACAAGAGUUGCUGCUUGCGAUUGAUGAAUAUUGCAAUUCAAAAACGUUAUGUAUUUCAAUUUUAACAAUAUUACAACAAUCAAAAUCGAAUAUUUGCAAUUUAACUGAAGAAAAUGACAACAUUAGAAAUGAUCUGUCACAAUGUCAAAGUGAUCUUGCAUGUUAUGUGAACAAAUUAAACCAAGAAAUAGAAAAGUCAAAAGAAAAAGAUUAUGAGAUACGCUCGAUGUACUCAGAUAAUACAUAUAUGGCAGAUGCGUUGAAAAAAAUUUUAAAAGAGAAUUCAAAUUUAGAGAACCGAUUACAACAAGUAACAGAAGAAUUGUGUUCUAUGAAAAAGGAUCAUGUAGAAUUAAUAAGUGAUUGCAAUGAUGAAUGCAUAUCAAGAGAAGUCUGUGAAAAGAAAAAGACACUUAAAAACAAUAUUAAAAUUAUAGAUGGAUUGGAAUAUAGUUUGUGUGAUAUGAAAGACCAGUUAAUAGAAACAGAAAAAUUGAAAAUGAGUAUACAAAAUAACGAACUAAAUAACAAAUUGGAAAUAGAAAAUGACAUAAAAAAUUGUCAUAAAAUCGAUGAUCUCUGUAAACGAAUUAUUCAAUUCGAAGCCGUUACUAAAGGUCUUGAGAUGCAAAACAAAACACAUAUAGUAGAAAUUGAUAAACUAAAAGAAGCAAAAUGUGUCGCAGAAAAAAAAUUUAAAGAAAAAAUUGAAGAUCUCAAUCGCACCAUUCAAGAGUUAAGAAAAGAAUUAGCCACUGCUAAAUUAGAUUCCGAAAAAACUGAAAAAUACUUGAAAAAUGAAAAAGACGUUGACAAAAAACGUUUUGAACAAAAAAUUUGUAAACUGGAAACUGAUAUUGAGAACUUAGAAACUGAACUUAAGUUUUAUAAAAGUGAAUAUGAUUCAUUAAUGACAAAAAAUCUGUUAAAUGAAAAAGAACUUUCAAAAUUCACUGAGAUGGUUCAACGAUUACAAACUCGCGAAUUUGAAUUGAAUAAAGAAAACGAAGAAAACAAAGAACAUGUGUCAACGCUAUGUAAAAAUGUGGAUGUAAUAGAACAACAACGUGAAGAAACAAUACAAAAAAACAAUGAAUUGACAGAUCAAAAUGAUAAUUUAAGAGCGGAAAAUGACGUACAGUGUAAAAUUAUCGAGGACUUGAAUAAUAAGGUCAUAUGUGUAGGAAAAAACGAAUCAAGUGUGCGAAAAGAUUUGGUUGUGCAUAAAGAAAAACUAAGGAGAGCGGACGAAAAAAUUACCAAUUUGAAUUCAGAAAUGAGCCACGUUAAAUGUGAAUUUCACAAAACUUGUGCCAAAUUGACUUGUACGGAACAAAAACUAAAGAAUACAGAGAGUAAACUGAACGAAGAGAUAUGUCUAAAAGAAAAAAUCACUGAGAAAUAUAGUAAUAUUGUCAAUUGUCUGACUACGAAUUGUGACAUGAAGCAAUCGAUAAAGCCAAUUUGUAUAUCUGCCGGAUGUCAAUAUGACAUAUCAGCAGAUGAUAAACAGAUCGGAGACUACUGCUGUUUUCCUGGUGAAAACAACAUGUCGUGUAAUAUUACAAAUUAUGACGAACGGGGACUAAACUGUGAAAACACUUAUUCAAUUAAAAUGACAAAGGAAUCUUCUCAUAUUGGUAUACAGACAAAUUUGUGUUGUCCUGAAACUGGACCACCUAUAGCCAAUUGUGGAAUGGUAUCAGUAAUUAUUGACGAAUCCUGUUCCAAUGAUAACGUCAUGUGCUGCCCUGAACCGUGUGACACCAAUAAAUGUGACUUUGGCCAAUGUGAAUCAAAUGACAGUUGCACGUGUCAAUGUGAGACACCACCACUUGAGACAACAUCUAAAUUAGAUUGUCAUUCAGUUGACUGUUCGCGUUCUGACAAAUCAGAACUCACGACAUCGUGUGAUUGUAUUGCUCUUUUCUUGGAAAAAGAAAACUUAAAAUCUCAACUGGCCGAGUCGACACAACUAUUAGAACAAUAUGGAAAGGACGCAGAGAAAAAAAUAUGUGAAAUUCAAGACGAACACUGCAAAAAGGAGUUUGAUAUGAAUGAAUCUUUCAAUAGGAAAACAUCACAAUACAAAAAAGAUAUGGAUGAACUUACCACACAAUUGGAAGAAUGCAAAGCAAAGAUUUUGUGUAUGGAAAAGGAAUUAAAUUGCUGUCUGGAAAGAGAAAAGCGACUAAAAAAAGAUAUGGAAAAACUAAAGGAAGCUAUAAAAUGCAAAGAUUCAAAAAUCAAUGAUGAAGAAAAUAAAAUGAAUACGAUGUGUGAAUGUUUGGAGGAAUGUAAAAAACAAUUCGAAACCCUGAAAUGCUCAUUGGAGUUGGAAAAAUCCACAAAAGAAGAAUUGGACAAACAAUUAGAACACAUAGUAGUUAAGCCCCAAAAGAAUAAUAGCAUUAAGAAGUUAAAGACACCCGAUAAAGUCGUGCGGAAAAACAAGGUAUCAAAGAAUUUUAAAAAAAAUGUGCAUGAUCCUUGCGAAGAUAAGAGAUUGAGGUCGGGAGCCGACCAUGACACGGGACACAAAUUCCGUGGCGCCGAACAAGAAAUGUAUCGUCGUCAUCGUGUUCGUCGUUUCAACGGCUAUACCCGGGACGACAGAAACUACUAUCCGGCUCAAGUUCGUUCUGACCCGAAAGGACUUGGUUACGGUGAUCCGGCGGCACAUUCGCUGCCGCCUCAGUUCGUUGAAUCGUUGCGGCAACAAGUGCGAAAAAAUGUCGGAUGUGACAACACCAAUUGUUACGUAAUGGGAUGCUGCAGCAAACUCUAUUUCCGGCAUUAGGUCCUCGUGUGUGGUGCUUAGUCAUAUCACGAUUACGUACAGCACGAUGUUAACAUUGACCCGUCAAAGAGGAUUGACUGCAUAUAAGCACGACGAGUUUAACUCACAAGAAAAAUUAUGAAUGUACAGAUUUCAGGGAAAUUAACACGGAUGUUCUUUUGAUAUUGGUUCUAUAAAAUCCAAAAACGAAUGUAUUUUAACUAUAAUUGUAUCUAUACUACACGUAUGAACGUAAGCUUCACACUUUAUAUGAUAGGCUACAACCAAAUAAAACAAUUAAGCUUGAGAAUAGUUAAUCUAUUUUUUAAGUAAGCAAACAAAAAUUGUAUUUUUGGUGAAUUUUAUUCUAUUUUUAUUAAGGCCUUUCAUCGUACUCGAUAUAAUUAACUACGAUUCUUCUGGUCAAAAGCCAAUAAAUUAAAAUUAUAACUUA
Molecule: messenger RNA, 3666 nt
Organism: Acyrthosiphon pisum (pea aphid)
Lineage: Eukaryota; Metazoa; Arthropoda; Insecta; Hemiptera; Aphididae
Product: cingulin-like protein 1
Exons: 6
Coding region: 660-3233 (857 amino acids)
Biological process (GO): Golgi organization; endoplasmic reticulum to Golgi vesicle-mediated transport
Cellular component (GO): Golgi apparatus
Molecular function (GO): small GTPase binding
Source: RefSeq, a predicted model, not a curated record